Knipowitschia caucasica is the source of this 315-nucleotide messenger RNA. Lineage: Eukaryota; Metazoa; Chordata; Actinopteri; Gobiiformes; Gobiidae. The record is from the annotation of a GenBank genome assembly.
AUGCCCCAGUGUGAGACUCACCACGUACUUUCUCAGUUUUGCAGUGCUCCCAUCUUCAGAAAUCCCCUCGCUAUUCGCUGGUUCACAUCUGACAGCACGUCGCAGGCCUUUCCAGUGGCAUGUGGGAGGCUCAUUUACAACUGUCGCCCUGUGUUCGAACUGUCACUCCAGCCCACCCCCAUCCUCCCCUCUUCUGUCUCACCCUUCACCUGUCCAAGCCUGAAUGAACAGGCUUCCUUUCUUCUCUCUGCGGCUCUCUCCACACCAGUAACAAUGACGCUUUGGGAAUCGGAUCUGGUCCAACUGAACAUCUGA